AUGGCGCCGACAUGCCCGAGGCGGCUGCCCAUUGAUGCGUACUGCAAAUACUUGAGUAUUUUUCGUGAUCGGUUGUAUCCUGUUUGGCCAGUCGUGGAUGUCGAUGACUUGAUCGCAAAGCUCAUCCUCGACGUUAAUGAUCUUGAGUCAUACGCCUUGGCAGCAUCUGUGUGUGCUGCAUCUAUCGCUCAACUUCGGCUGCCAGAACAUACAGAAUUGUGCGAGGCGACCAUUUCAUCCUACCAAUUCGCCAGGGACGCUCAAACUAUUAGGGAGCAAUACGAUUAUCGGGAGUGCCAAAAGCUAUCAUCGAUACUGACACCAUUCUUCCUACAUAUAUACUUUGCAAAUGCAUCAAAGAUCAGAACCGCGGCCGUGUAUCUAAGGGAGUCAAUAUCAUCGGUGCAUUGGUUCGGGCUUGAUCGGCAAGAGACAUAUGAAUCACUAGAACAAAAAGAGAGGUCGCUAAAGCUGCGGAUAUUCUGGAUAUUAUUCAUAUCGGAAAGGACGUUUUGCGCUCAAAACUGCUUUCCGGCCUUGCUGGUGCCCAUUGACGAAAGGCCACCAUGUGAAGAGACAGAUAGCGAAUUCGGUUUCAUUACGCAGGCUUUUUCAUCUCUCACCCAUCUCUUUUCGCACCUAAAAAGCAAUAUCAUGGAAACCUCAUCGUCUCAUAGACCGGUCCUGGAUCCCGACAAAGUGGCCAUUGCUCAGUCGGACCUCUGUGCCCUUGUACUCAAUUCGUCCUUCACCGAGGUACAGCAGGUGGAUUUGUUUGUAACACGGCAGUGGAUUAGGCUUCUCAUAUGGGAGUACACCAUGAGACACUACAAAAUGUCGCGCACCUCAUCAAAUCAAGCGUUUUCAUUGCUCCUCCCAGUAAUGAUCGCCCGAGAGCUCCUCUCCCUUUUCCUGUCCGUGUCGGCAGAUUCAAUCUUUGCACACGGUUAUGGAAUGGAGCUCAAAGUAUUCAGAAUGGCCGAUGCGUUGCUAGAUAUUCUGGCUUGUUCACCUGGCUCAACAAAAGAAGGUGGUAUAUGUGCAGGAAUGGGCGAUAUUCUACACGGAUUAAAAAAAGUUCUAUUGGAUAUUGGGGGCCUCAAGUCGAGGUUUCUCGAUAACUUGCAGAUUCGCAUGUCUAACUCGGAACUGGCAAAACGGCCAUGGCCAUAUCUAAGCAUGCGAUUCCCGGGUAAUGAGGCUGCAGGACAAGGCGGGAAUGCAGUUCGCGAAGCGGAUAGCCACCUGGAAACAGAGUCAGAUACCUUGAAGGUUGUCCCAAUUCAGUAG
This is a messenger RNA of Metarhizium brunneum ARSEF 3297, 1290 nucleotides long. RefSeq lists its product as uncharacterized. The record is from RefSeq and is a predicted model, not a curated record. NCBI's taxonomy places the organism in Eukaryota, Fungi, Ascomycota, Sordariomycetes, Hypocreales, Clavicipitaceae.